This is a messenger RNA of Peromyscus leucopus (white-footed mouse), 1901 nucleotides long. RefSeq names its product kelch repeat and BTB domain containing 13 (gene Kbtbd13). Bases 86 to 1462 code for a protein of 458 amino acids. Lineage: Eukaryota; Metazoa; Chordata; Mammalia; Rodentia; Cricetidae. The transcript has a single exon. Gene Ontology annotation, molecular function: protein binding. The record is from RefSeq and is a predicted model, not a curated record.
CCCGCCCCAGGGUAGCCCCAGAGUCAGUGGCCCCAGGCAAAUCCAGGCCCCCCAGCGGCAGCAGCCUCCGCCCCUCUGGCUCAGCAUGCCACCAGGUCCCGAGAUCCCUGUGCAGGUGUGGGUGGACGGCCAACUCUUCCAGGCCGAGCAGUCGCUGCUGGUGGAGCACUGCGGCUUCUUCCGCGGGCUUUUCCGCUCCGGCAUGCGGGAGGCGCGCGCGGCCGAGGUGCGCCUGGGUGCGCUGAGCGCCGCGGGCUUCGGCACGGCGCUGCGGGUGCUGCGCGGAGAGCGGCCGGCGCUGGCCGCAGACGACGAGCUGCUGCAGGCGGUGGAGUGCGCCGCGUUCCUGCAGGCGCCCGCGCUCGCGCGUUUCCUGGAGCACAGCGUCACGUCGGACAACUGCUCGCUGCUGUGCGACGCGGCCGCCGCCUUCGGCCUGCGCGACGUGCUCCACAGCGCUGCGCUCUUCAUCCGUGACGGCGCGCACGAGCUGGUGGCGGAAUUGGAGCUGCCCGAGGCCCGUGCCUACGUGGCAGCGCUGCGACCUAGCACCUACGUGGCCGUGAGCACGCACACACCCGCACCUGGUUUCCUGGAGGAUGCAUCGCGCACCAUGUGCUUCCUGGACGAAGAGGAGGACGCGUGGCGCACGCUGGCCGCACUGCCCUUGGAGGCCAGCACGCUGCUGGCAGGCGUGGCCACUCUGGGCAACAAGCUGUACAUCGUGGGUGGUGUGUGCGGAGCCAGCAAGGAGGUAGUGGAGCUGAGCUUCUGUUACGACCCGGAAGGUGGCACCUGGUGCGAAUUCCCCAGCCCACACCAGCCGCGCUAUGAUUUGGCGCUGGCCGGCUUUGAAGGCCGCCUCUAUGCCAUUGGUGGUGAAUUCCAAAAGACGCCCAUGAGCUCGGUGGAGUGCUACGAUCCCGCCACAGACUGCUGGAGCUUCGUGGCGGACCUGCCGCAGCCAGCUACAGGGGUUCCCUGUGCCCACGCGCGUGGCCGCCUCUUCGUGUGCCUGUGGAGGCCGGCAGAUAUCACUGCCGUUGUUGAGUACGUGGUGCAGAUGGACAAGUGGCUGCCCGUGGCUGAACUGUGUCGUUCGCAGAGCUACGGCCACUUUAUGGUGGCCCAUCGUGACAGUCUCUAUGUGGUGCGUAAUGGACCUUCUGAUGAUUUCCUGCACUGUGCCAUCGAUUGCCUCAACCUGGUCACGGGCCAGUGGACAUCGCUACCUGGCCAGUUUGUCAACAGCAAGGGAGCACUCUUCACCUCCGUGGUGCGUGGGGACACCGUCUAUACUGUCAACCGUGUAUCCACGUUGGUCUAUGCCAUUGAAGAUGGCACCUGGCGGCUGCUCAGGGAGAAGGCUGGAUUUCCUCGUCCCGGCUCCUUACAGACCUUUCUCCUGCGGCUGCCCCCUGGCACUACUGGGCCUGUGGCCACCGCGUUGCCAGAGUUGUGAGCUCGGAAUGACUUCAGAUUCCUGAACCUGGAUUGAGGAGCUCUUGGAAACUCCUUUUUCCCAGUUGGGACACUCAGGUCUCUGCUUUCUGGUGGUGUGGAUAUCCAAGAAGCCCUGCGCACCGCAGAUGGCUGGGUCCUCAAAUCACUUGGGCUCUGCUGAGAGCUGGUGGGUCACAGCCUCAGGGAAAGGGGUGGGGUUACUAUUUGGAUGAUCUAGGCUUGUAGGCGAAUUGUCAACACUUGAGCUGUGGAGAAGUGGAUUAAGUGCUGUUAACCAAAAACUGCUAAUUAGCAGAUACAAAGUGUCAACACAAUGCUGGGCCUAGUUGUCAGUCGGGGUACAGAAAACUUGGAGACUAGCCUAGGAAACUCUGUCUUAAUAGAAGUCUCAGGAUGGCAAAAAAAAAAAAAAAAAAAAAAAAAAAAAAAAAAAAAAA